Molecule: messenger RNA, 761 nt
Organism: Hydra vulgaris (swiftwater hydra)
Lineage: Eukaryota; Metazoa; Cnidaria; Hydrozoa; Anthoathecata; Hydridae
Product: S-crystallin 4
Biological process (GO): glutathione metabolic process
Molecular function (GO): glutathione transferase activity
Source: RefSeq, a predicted model, not a curated record
ACAUUUAGUUAAACUUUAAUAAUUUACAAGAAGUGAAAUUAUAAGAAAAAUAAAAUGCAUCCAAAAUAUGUGUUAAAUUAUUUUGGCAUACAAGGACGUGCUGAGGUAGCUAGAUUGAUGUUUCAUUUAAAGGAUGUUAAAUUCACUGACAACCAAAUCAGCUUUCAAGAUUGGCCAAAUCUUAAACAUAACCAUUCAAAGUUUCCUUUGGAACAAAUGCCAACAUUGGAAGUAGAUGGACAAGUGAUUUGCCAAUCUGCAGCAAUUAAUUUUUAUUUAGCUGAAACUCUCGAUCUCUAUGGAGCAACUAUUACAGAACGAGUGGUCAUUAAUCAAAUUUACGAGACUCUAAGUGAUUAUACAAAAGAAUACUUUGAAAUUGAGUAUAGUAAAUCAUUAGACGAAAGUCAAAAGAAAGAGGCUUUUGCUGAGUUUUCCACCAAGGAAACUACAAAAUUGAAGUUUCAAUUUAUCGAAAGUUUGCUCAAGCGUAAUAACUGUGGAACUGGAUAUUUUGUUGGCGAUUCGAUCUCUCUUGGAGAUAUAGUAUUCCAUAGUACCUGUGAAAUGAUCGAUGAAACAGUUUUAAAUAAGUAUCCUUUAUUAAGAGAUUUAAACAAUCGAGUUAAAGAAAGUCCUAAACUAAAGCCGUAUUUAACAUCUCGUAACCUUUUAUUUCAUCCUUGAACAACUCACCUUUGUUAAUAAUUUUUUACAGUUUAUUAAUUUAACUUAUAUUUUGGUUAUUCCGGAUAUUUUUA